AUGAAGGUCGCCGUGCUGCAAUUCAAUCCGCACCUGGGCUCAGUCGAGAGGAACAUGAAGCACGCAGAGCAUCUCCUGGACCAACACAGAGAUGUACAGCUAGAUCUCCUGGUGCUACCGGAGCUCGCAUUUUCCGGCUACAACUUCCCUUCGCUAGAAGCAAUACGGCCAUUUUUGGAACCCACAGCAAAUGGACCUACUACCAAAUGGGCUGUACAUAUGGCUCAGAAACGACGAUGUACUGUGACUGUUGGCUACCCAGAAAUAGCAAACGAGCGUCGCACUGAUGGCAGUCUGAUUACGGGGAACUACAACUCUACAGUCACAGUCGCACCAACCGGAGAUGUCCUGGCCAACUAUCGAAAGUCCUUCCUCUACUACACUGACGAGACGUGGGCUGAAGAAGGCUUCCGAUCCACUGCUACAGGCACGCCCUUCUUCGCCUCUCAGCUCGGCGAUCUAGGACUGGUUGGUCAUGGGAUAUGCAUGGAUAUCAAUCCCUACCGCUUUCAAUCACCUUGGACCAACUAUGAAUUCGCUACGACAAUGCUGCAAUUCAAUGUCAAGCUCGUCGUCUUGUCCAUGGCUUGGCUGACACGACUCUCCCCGGAAGAUACUCAAAUGAAUCCCGAACGCCCAGACAUGGAGACAGUAGCGUACUGGCUUGAGCGCUUCUGGCCCUUCGUGGACAGCCAACCCAACGAGCCGAUUGUCGUCGUCUUUGCUAAUCGAUGCGGAAGCGAAGGUGUGGCGAAAGGUGCAGUACAAAUGGACCACGGCGAGCACAUCGAGAUCGGCGACAGAGUGGCAUAUGCAGGCAGCAGUUGUGUGAUGAGGUUUCAGAGCGGGUCAGUGAAGCUCUGGGAACAUGACACGGGCGCGAACAAAGGUGAUGUCGGCUUGCUCGGUAAGGCUGAAGAAGGACUGUUGGUGGUGGACACGGCAAAGUCGGCCGGUUUUCUACUGCAGCAGAAAGCAGCAUAG
Messenger RNA from Fulvia fulva, 984 nucleotides. RefSeq lists its product as uncharacterized. Gene Ontology annotation, biological process: protein catabolic process. Lineage: Eukaryota; Fungi; Ascomycota; Dothideomycetes; Mycosphaerellales; Mycosphaerellaceae. The record is from RefSeq and is a predicted model, not a curated record. The transcript has 2 exons. The coding region runs from base 1 to 984 and encodes 327 amino acids. Gene Ontology annotation, molecular function: protein-N-terminal asparagine amidohydrolase activity; protein-N-terminal glutamine amidohydrolase activity.